This is a messenger RNA of Cantharellus anzutake, 1017 nucleotides long. RefSeq lists its product as uncharacterized. The transcript is spliced from 2 exons. Lineage: Eukaryota; Fungi; Basidiomycota; Agaricomycetes; Cantharellales; Hydnaceae. Bases 138 to 602 code for a protein of 154 amino acids. The record is from RefSeq and is a predicted model, not a curated record.
CUUUCGAACAGCGAAUUUGAAGGGAGGCGCACUCGCCCCAUGCAUCGUCGCUACUUCUUCGUUAAUCUGGAUGUACGCCCAGAAAGAGUAUUAUCUCUCUGAGUUAUAAUUAUCAUGACAACGUCUUUUUUAUUCGAAUGGUUUCAUUGAGGUGGAUCCGCAUCUUCCACUGGCUCAAUUUAUAUUUUGCGCUUGAGACAACAAAAAUCUCCUGCCUGAUGUCUCUGCUCACUUGGUCAUCAGGGAUAUCGGUUCCCUUGGAAGUCGGUCAUGCGUAUGGGGGGGGCGUAAACCUGAUCAACGGCCUAAUAGUUCACGAACCACGGAGCCCGAAAUGUAAUGCCCUCCCCAUGUACGAUCAGAUGCGCAGGCAGGGCUGCCGAGGAAGGCUGGAAGAAUCUUUGCACUCUCAGAAGCUUUGGACGAAGCAGGCCGAACGGAUCAUAAACCGCGAACCCAACAACAAAUUGGUUCAAUUUGAACGGUUGAGGCAUCCGGGACCUCAUUUCUGGUCAACUACUUGCUACUUGCUCCAGAAAUUGGCCCCCCCCAUGCUUGUGUGCGGUUUGGAGGUCGAUAUACCCCUUCCCCUGAGCGUCUAACCCUAUCCCACGAUUGAACCUCCCCACGGAAAUGGCUUCCCAUGCUGCCAUGCUGCAGUAUGUCCGACGCCGUUCCUCAUGGAAAAAAAUUGUAUAUUGUGCUUGGGGGAACCAGAGCAACAAGCCGAUCGCCUUGCUUGACUUUCUCGCCCAGGAGUCGACAGCUGAACCGCGAUCGCGCGAGGCAUGAAGCAGAUUCGUAGGUAUAUAGAAUCAUCACUGGGCAUUAGUGUUUGCAAUCGAUCAGACACAAACAUUUGUCAUCUAUGCAUGGGGGUUACACAUAUUUAGCGUCUGGUUCUAUGUAUCGUCGGUUAUCCACUGCAUCGACGUUGCGGGAGCUGGCAAGAAGAUGCCCAACCACUAUCAAAGAAGGGGGUCCGGGGACAAAGCAGAAGGACUAUUCACGUACCAU